UCCGUCCAGAUGUUUCUCAGGUUGCUCGCCUCCGUCUGCAUCCUUGCAGCUGCAGCUGUUGCCGUGCCUCCUCAGGAGAAGCGCGUCCAUCACCACGCUGAUCUGAGUGACCACGCCCACGAUGAUGCUCAUGGCUUCCAGUAUGACCACGAGGCUUUUCUGGGCAAGGAGGAGGCCAAGACCUUUGACCAGCUGACCCCAGAGGAGAGCAAGGAGAGAUUAGCGAAGAUCGUGGAUCGCAUCGACACAGACAAAGACGGUUACGUGAGUCACGCCGAGCUUCAGUACUGGAUCAGACACCGGCAGAGACGCUACAUCGAGGAGAACGUCAACAAACACUGGAACGACUAUGACAAGAAUGGAGAUGGCAAGAUCGGCUGGGAGGAAUAUAAAAACACCACCUACGGAUUCUACCUGGACGGGGAGUUUGAUGACGUUGAAGACAAAGACACUUACAAGUCCAUGCUCACGCGGGAUGAGCGGCGCUUCAAGACAGCCGACCGAGACGGCGAUGGCGUCGCCACGCGUGAGCAGUUCACCGCCUUCCUUCAUCCUGAGGAGUUUGACUACAUGAAGAACGUCGUCGUGCAGGAAACCAUCGAAGACAUCGAUAAGAACGGCGAUGGAAAGAUCAGCUUGGAAGAAUAUAUUGGUGACAUGUACAGCACACCUGAGAGCGGGGAGUCCGAGCCUGAGUGGGUCCAGACGGAGAAAAACCAUUUCUUAGAGUUCAGAGAUGUCAACAAGGACGGUUACCUGGACGCUGGUGAGGUGGCCAUGUGGAUUCUGCCUGAGGAGGUGGACCAUGCCGACAAUGAAGCCAAACACUUGAUCCACGAGACGGACACAGACAAGGACGGCCGUCUGCUGCUGUCUGAGCUGCUGGACAACAUGGACUUCAUCAAGACCAGCACCAUCACAGAUUAUGGAGGGAUGAGGGUGGAUGAACAUGAUGAACUGUGAAACACUAAUUCCAGCAAAAGAGAAGACUUGUGUUUUUUUGUUAUAAUCAAUGAAAUAACUGACAGUUGAACACAGGGGUACAAUAAAUUUACUGUAAUCCAUGUGAGAUUAAAAGGAAAAAACAAUUCACAAAA
Messenger RNA from Solea senegalensis (Senegalese sole), 1097 nucleotides. RefSeq names its product calumenin-like. The record is from RefSeq and is a predicted model, not a curated record. The transcript is spliced from 7 exons. Gene Ontology annotation, molecular function: calcium ion binding. Gene Ontology annotation, cellular component: endoplasmic reticulum. NCBI's taxonomy places the organism in Eukaryota, Metazoa, Chordata, Actinopteri, Pleuronectiformes, Soleidae. The annotation marks the transcript as partial.